UCCCUCCCUCUCAAACAAUCUCACAGCAUUCACCAUACACUUCAGCUAUCAAGAGUCCUUUCCCUAAUCCAUCGUCAAUUCUAGCAUCCCACAAAGAACAACCGUCAACCAUGGCCGAAGGACACCGCCACCACCUCUUCCACCACAAGAAGGAGGAUGAGCAACCCGUUGAGGCUGUCAACUACUCCGAGACCGCCUACGGCAGUGAGACCACCUACGGCAGUGGCCCUGGCAGUAAAACCACCUACGGCAGUGGCCCUGGCAGUGAAACCACCUAUGGCGGUGGCCCUGGCAGUGGCCCUGAUAGCGCUUACGGCAGUGGCGCUGCCUACGGCAGUGGCCCUGAUGGUGCUUAUGCUGAGACCACCGAAGUGACCACCAUCACGGAGCCUGAGGUCGAUUACAAGAAGGAGGAGAAGCACCACAAGCACCUCGAAGAAGUCGGCGGGCUCGGUGCAGUCGCUGCUGGCGCUUAUGCUUUGUAUGAGAAGCAUGAGUCCAAGAAGGACCCAGAGCACGCCCACAGGCACAAGAUAGAGGAGGAAGUGGCCGCCGCCGCUGCUGUCGGGGCCGGCGGGUUCGCCUUCCAUGAGCACCACGAGAAGAAGGAGACCAAGGAAGAAGAGGAAGAGGCUCAUGGCAAGAAGCACCACCAUCUCUUCUAAACGGCGGACGACCUCCGCCUCUCUCUCUCUCUCUUAUUGCUCUGUGUCUUGUUUAUGUAAUUUUUAUUUCCCUAACCAAGUACGCUACGAGCAAAAGAGACCGCCCUCGAUCGCCCCCGUACUUGGAGGAGAGGGCGGCUUCUGGGAUGUUGGAUCCGAUGCUUGGUAAUGCUUCCUGAGAGAGAGAGUGACUAUAUGUGUGUGUGUUUGGGCUUUGUCUGGUACCAGUUGUAUCUUGGGUGUCUUCUAAUAAAGUUAUCUUCUCAUGAUCCGA
Molecule: messenger RNA, 939 nt
Organism: Eucalyptus grandis
Lineage: Eukaryota; Viridiplantae; Streptophyta; Magnoliopsida; Myrtales; Myrtaceae
Product: abscisic stress-ripening protein 5
Exons: 2
Coding region: 111-665 (184 amino acids)
Source: RefSeq, a predicted model, not a curated record